AUGUCUCAAUUACCGGUCAAGAAAUGCGGCGUCCUGGGCUGCACUGGCUCGGUGGGCCAGCGCUUCAUUCUACUGCUUCAGGAGCACCCGUCGUUUAAGCUCGUUGCUGUCGGCGCGUCCUCGCGGUCGGCUGGCAAGAAGUAUCGCGAUGCCGUGAGGUGGAAGCAGGCGAAGCCCAUGCUUCCUGAGGUCGGAGAGCUCGUUGUGCGUGAGUGCAAGGCCAGCGAGUUCGCCGACUGCGAUAUUGUCUUCAGUGGCCUCGACAGCGAUGUCGCUGGCGAGAUCGAGAAGGAGUUCCAGAAUGCCAACCUGGCCGUCUUCUCCAACGCGAAGAACUACCGCCGCGAUCCCCUCGUGCCCCUCGUCGUGCCCACUGUUAAUCUCGACCAUCUUGAGAUGAUCCACCACCAGCGCCGUACCCUCGGCCUCCAGAAGGGCUUCCUCGUCUGCAACAGCAACUGCGCCGUCAUCGGUCUUGUCAUCCCGUUCGCUGCCUUGCAGGCCCGCUUCGGAAAGAUUGACACCGUCUCUGUCGUCACCAUGCAGGCCGUCUCGGGUGCUGGCUACCCAGGUGUGAGCAGCAUGGAUAUUAUUGAUAACGUUGUGCCCUACAUCGCUGGCGAGGAGGAUAAGCUGGAAACUGAGGCGCAGAAGAUCCUGGGCAACCUUAAUGCUGAUGCAACUGCCUUUGAGGAGCAAAAGACCCUGCGUGUCUCGGCCGCCUGCAACCGCGUCCCCGUCAUGGAUGGUCACACAGCAUGCGUGUCUCUGCGGUUUGUUCAGCGUCCCCCGCCGACGGCGGAUCAGGUUAAAGAGGCUCUGCGCGAGUAUGUCUCCGAGGCCCAACGCCUUGGCUGCCCUUCUGCCCCUAACCCGCCCAUCCGGGUCUUCGACGAGCCCGAUCGCCCCCAGCCUCGUCUGGACCGUGACUUGUCCAAUGGCUACACAGUGAGUGUGGGUCGUGUCCGGGAGGAUGAGAGCGGCAUCUUUGAUAUCAAGUUCGUUGCCUUGAGCCACAACACCGUCAUCGGUGCUGCUGGUUCGUCUAUCCUUAAUGCUGAAGCUGCUGUGCUCAAAGGUUAUAUCUAA
This is a messenger RNA of Thermochaetoides thermophila DSM 1495, 1089 nucleotides long. RefSeq names its product aspartate-semialdehyde dehydrogenase-like protein. Gene Ontology annotation, biological process: L-threonine biosynthetic process. The coding region runs from base 1 to 1089 and encodes 362 amino acids. Gene Ontology annotation, molecular function: NAD binding; NADP binding; protein dimerization activity. The record is from RefSeq and is a predicted model, not a curated record. The transcript has 3 exons. Lineage: Eukaryota; Fungi; Ascomycota; Sordariomycetes; Sordariales; Chaetomiaceae.